Didymosphaeria variabile is the source of this 693-nucleotide messenger RNA. RefSeq lists its product as uncharacterized. The record is from RefSeq and is a predicted model, not a curated record. Bases 1 to 693 code for a protein of 230 amino acids. Lineage: Eukaryota; Fungi; Ascomycota; Dothideomycetes; Pleosporales; Didymosphaeriaceae. Gene Ontology annotation, biological process: translational elongation. Gene Ontology annotation, cellular component: eukaryotic translation elongation factor 1 complex; cytosol. Gene Ontology annotation, molecular function: translation elongation factor activity; guanyl-nucleotide exchange factor activity. The transcript is spliced from 3 exons.
AUGGGUUUCGCUGAUCUUGUCUCCGACGCCGGCCUCACCAUCCUUAACAACUGGGUGAAGACUCGCAGCUACAUCGUUGGCUACACUCCGUCGCAGGCCGAUGUCAAGGUCUUCCAGCAGCUGAAGACUGUCCCGGCCCCCGAGAAGUACCCCUUCGCAUGGCGCUGGUACAACCACAUGCUCACCUGGGAGUCCGAAUUCUCUUCCCUCCCUGGUGACCCAACCAAAGACCACACCGCCUACGGCCCGGAGCAGAGUGAGCUCCCCGUGAACCCGGCCAAGGCCCCCGCCGCCGCUGAAGAGGAUGAUGACGAGGUCGACCUUUUCGGCUCCGAUGAUGAGGAGGUCGAUGAGGCGGCCGAGAAGCUCAAGGCCGAGCGUUUGGCCGAGUACAACAAGAAGAAGGCUGGAAAGGUCAAGCCUGCCGCCAAGUCCAUUGUCACCAUGGAUGUGAAGCCAUGGGACGACGAGACCAACCUCGAAGAGCUCAAGGCUAAUGUUCUUGCUAUCCAAAAAGACGGUCUUGUCUGGGGUGCCAGCCAAUUCGUCACCGUUGGCUUCGGUAUCAAGAAGCUGCAGAUCAACUUGGUCGUCGAGGACGAGAAGGUCUCUACGGACGAGCUCCAGCAGCAGAUCGAGGAGGACGAGGACCACGUCCAGUCCACCGACAUUAUUGCCAUGCAGAAAUUGUAG